AUUACAUCUCCUGAAGCGCAUGCGCUAUCUCGGUUCAGCGUGCACGUAAACGCUGCAGAAUGAAGGGUCGUGACAGUAAAGAGCCGGAGCAACUGAGGAAGCUGUUUAUCGGUGGCCUCAGUUUUGAGACCACAGAGGACAGUUUACGUGAUCACUUUGAGCAAUGGGGUAAACUAACGGACUGCGUGGUAAUGAGAGAUCCAGGUAACAAACGCUCACGUGGUUUCGGAUUUGUGACAUAUGCUUGCAUAUCAGAAGUGGAUACGGCGAUGUCAGCACGGCCACACAAAGUGGACGGUCGCGUGGUUGAGCCGAAGCGUGCUGUUUCCCGAGAGGACUCUAAUAAACCUGGUGCUCAUCUGACAGUGAAGAAGAUCUUUGUUGGUGGAAUUAAGGAGGACACAGAGGAAUAUCAUGUCAGAGAGUACUUUGAGCCAUAUGGGAAGAUAGAGAGCAUCGAUAUAAUGGAGGAGCGUCCAACUGGGAAAAAGAGAGGAUUCUGCUUUGUCACCUUUGACGAUCAUGAUACUGUGGAUAAAAUUGUUGCACAAAAAUAUCACACAAUCAACUCUCAUAACUGUGAAGUUAGGAAGGCUCUUCCUAAACAGGAAAUGCAGGCGGUUUCUAACCAGAGAUAUCGUGGUGAGGGUGGGGGCAAUUUUAUGGGCAGAGGUGGAAACUUCGGAGGUGGCAACUCUGGCAGAGGGGGGUAUGGAGGAGGCCGGGGAGGCUAUGAAGGAGAUGGAUACAAUGGAUUUGGUGGUAACUAUGGUGGGGGUCCUGGCUGUGGAGGUGGGCGUGGGGGAUAUGGUGGAGGUCCUGGAUAUGGUAACCAAGGCGGAGGGGGCUUUGGAGGAUAUGAUAUCUACAAUGAUGGAGGAAAUUUUGGAGGUAACUUCGGUGGUGGUGGAGGCGGGGGAGGAUGUGGAAACUACAAUGAAUUUGGGAAUUAUGGAGGGCAGCGGUCCAACUACGGCCCCAUGAAGGGAAAUAAUUUUGGAGGAAGGAACUCAGGACCUUACGGAGGCGGCUACGGCUCUGGUGGUGGAGGCGGGGGCUAUGGGUCCAGACGAUAUUAACAUGUAUAUUUGUCAGUGGCUUCAGAUCCACAGUUAGAUGAAGAGAUGAGAGGAGUGGGGAGGAAAGGAAAGAUUACUGUGAGAAAGUGGGAGGGGCCAAGAUCUGCCAGUUAUAGGUCUUACUGCAGCAGUUUUUAAUGUUAGCUGCAAGAGGGUAGCCAGACACUCUAGAGCUAGUGUGUGCACAUUCCUUUAAUAUUCUUUACCCACUCUUUUUCACACAUCCCAAACCCUCUGUGAAUUUUCUGAGUGUUGUUUGAGAGUAAAAGGAAGCUAUUAUGUUAUCAAACACUGUAGCCAGAGCAGUCUUAAAUAAUUUGUUUGAGUUUCAGAUGUUGUGGCUUUGAGUAUAUUAUUUGGAGAGAAAAAUAGAGAAAAAGGUUGUUUUUUAUUUUUUUAUUUUAAGACAGUGAUGUCAUGUGAUUGUUACGUGUAUUUUGAUAUAUUGUGAGUAUACAGUACAUGUGUUGUUUCUCCUGAGUUGUAUUAACCAAUGAAUGAAAAACAGAGUAGACUUGAUUAGAUCUGAGGGGAUGUAACACGUUAAACCUGUAAAGAUAGAAUUCUAGAUUGUUUAACUAUUUUGACAAAUGAAAAAAGAAACCAGCUGAAAUAAAGUUGUGUAGUAAAUUGCCUAACCAAGUUUAGUGCGUCAUUGAGUCUGAAAGAGAGUGCAGCUGUUCUGAGCGUAUGUUGUGUAUGAGAUUAGAGCUAUAUAGGGCUGGGUGAUAUAUAUCACAUAUUCAUGAUAUAUUCGCAGUGAAUUGCUGACGAUACAAAAUUUCAAAACAUUGUGAAUAUCGCAUUGAUUUUAAUGCGCUUUUUAUUUGGCCAUUACGUUUACUAAAGUCUUACCUUUACUCUAGAUUCCUCUUUGUCUCGGGCGAUAUAGACAGACAGACAGACAGACAGACAAAUAGAUUUGCAAUGAUAUUGCUAGUAAAAUGAAAUGAUGCUGCAGUUAUUUUAAAGCGCUUUAUAUUUGGCCAUUAAGUUUCCUAAAGGCCAUACGUUUUACUUUAGUUUCGGGAUUCUUCAUUUUAUGAACUGUGAGAAUGAGGUUGUUUAGACUAUGGUAGCAAAAAGAGCAUUUGAAUAGAAUCCCAGCUGGCAAGUGUGUAUGAUACAAAAAUGAGUACUAUGGUAUUAUAUCUUGGUUAAACAUGUAAAAUCAAAGUAAUUUAAGCAAAUACUUAAAUAUAGAGAUACAUAUAGAAUAUAAUCAAAAUAUUGAGGCAUACUGAGACAUAUUUUAGCUAUAUCGCCAAGCCCAAGGCCUAGACAGAAACUAACAAAUGAUAGUAAUUUACACAAAACAGGAUGUUAUCGGUCUCUCACACUGACAGGUCAGUCCCAGCUGUAAAGUGUGGAUGAUACAAAAUUGAGUAUGUGUCUCCAGAAAGCUAGCAUCUGUUUUCGUGAGACUAGCUGUACCCCGCGAGAGCUAAGGAACACUAGCGGCAAGCCAAUGCUAGCGUGAGACCCAGCAGUGAGUAUGAGGUUUUGAGACAGAAGAGGAAGAAAGAGUCAUAGGAGCAGGUAAGAGUAACUAUUCUGCUUAA
Molecule: messenger RNA, 2641 nt
Organism: Xyrauchen texanus (razorback sucker)
Lineage: Eukaryota; Metazoa; Chordata; Actinopteri; Cypriniformes; Catostomidae
Product: heterogeneous nuclear ribonucleoprotein A3-like
Exons: 11
Coding region: 60-1079 (339 amino acids)
Molecular function (GO): RNA binding
Source: RefSeq, a predicted model, not a curated record